Molecule: messenger RNA, 936 nt
Organism: Microcebus murinus (gray mouse lemur)
Lineage: Eukaryota; Metazoa; Chordata; Mammalia; Primates; Cheirogaleidae
Source: RefSeq, a predicted model, not a curated record
CACACCCUCCGCCUGGACGCAGCCACCGCCGCGGCUCUCUCCCCACGCGGCCGCCGGUUUGGGACCCCAAGCUCGACAUGUCGCCCUCUGGUCGCCUGUGUCUCCUCACCGUCAUUGGCCUGAUUCUCCCCAGCAGAGGACAGACAUUGCCGGAGGCCACGCCCGUCCCUCCAGCUGACCCAACUACUGUGGACUCGCAUGUCCUGGCAUCAACCCCAGAUGCAGACCACCCAGAGCUCCAGCCCACCCCUCCGCCCCCAGCCCGGCCUGCGGAUGAAACAACACAGAACUGGACUGAGACGCCUCCCCAGACCCAGCAACCGACGGGAGUGGAUGGACAGCCGGUGACACACCCAGCGACGCACAGCAGCACCAAGGAAGGUAGUGCCUGGGUUGGGUGGUCCAGGAGAUUGUCGGAGAGGGCCACUCUCUCUGCCCAUCCCACCGAAGGCACGACGAUGCUCACCAAGAGGACACCCCCAGGUGCAGACGUCAGAGACCCCCAGACCCCCAUGCCACACGGUUCCGAUGAAGACAACCCCUUCUUCUAUGAUGAAAGCACUCUCCGGAAACGGGGGCUCCUGGUGGCGGCUGUGCUGUUCAUCACGGGCAUUGCCAUCCUCACCAGCGGCAAGUGUAGGCAGUUGUCGAAGUUAUGCCGGAAUCAUCGCAGGUGAGUCGGUCAGCAGCAGGGGCCGGCAGCCCGAGACUGAGCCCCCCGCCAGCUCACCGUGCCCAGCCGCCUCCCCGCCCUCAAAUAGCCCCAAGAGCGGUCAGCAUGAGAAGCCCAGCCCGAGGGGGAAGACGCAGAUGGAUGGAGCCGGAGCUGGGGCUGACAGCCGGAGUCCCCACCCUGUCCCCCCAGGAAGGCUGGCGGGCUCCCUGGGCACUGCCCGUCCUCUCUGUUCAGACAAAAUUAAAGCACAGUGGCUCUCA